GGGUGGGAUUUGGGGUGGGGGCACCCCGGGCUGCGCUCCCCGCUGGGUGCCCCGGGACCCCGCCCUGCCGGGGUGGGGGGCGCGGGGUGUUUGCAAAUGUGAGGGCUGUGCCGGGUGCUUGUGUCCCCCCCGUCCCUCCCCCGCUUUAACGAGAGGGCAAAGAGCAGCAGGGUGCGGUGCCAGCGCCCAGCCCUGUCUGUCCCCUGGCCGUGUCACCCUGGCACAGCCCGAGCGGCAGCGCCACCAUCGAGCAGGAUCGAGACGCUCUUGCUGCUCCCCGGCAAGAUGGGAGACCCCUUCGGGCGCUGGAGCAGCGCCCCGCCACGGCGUGAAUAUGAGGACAGCACCCCGCUCCGACAUUCCAACAGCUUCGCCCGCCUCACCGGGAAAAGCAUCUACAACCAGCGCAAGGACUACGGGCACAGCCUGCUCAAGCAACAGAACGAUUUCCAGCACCACGUUGAGCACCUGCUCACGAUGCACCUGGAGCGGGACCUGCGCAGCGCCGAGGAUUGUCUGGGGCGCCUGAGGGAGCUGGAGGAGCAGGGGCGGGUCUGGGGGCAGGAUGUCAUCCUGGCAGUCAAGGAGCAGGAGCUGGUGCUGAGCGAUGUGGAGAGCAAGGAGGAGCUGGAGGCUUUCCCGCUGGGCAGUGUGCAGGGAUGCUCCGCCGGGCUGGACAACACGGUGCUGGCCAUCAGUGUCCAGGACAGGAGCCCGCCGAGGACCAGCGUGCUGCUCUUCCAGUGCGAGCGGCUGGGGGCAGAGACGCUGAGGAGCAGCCUGGAGAAGGUGCUGAGGCAGAGGAAGGAGGAGCAGAGCAAUCACUACGGGCACAGGUACGGGGGCCCGGACAUGGCACCGAUCCCGGCCCCGCCGUACGCGGCUCCGGAGCGCCGGGCAGAGCCCCCCGAGCCCGAGUCCCCCGUGCCCCCCCGCCGUGGGGCGGCCCCCGAGCGUGGGGUGCUCCCCCCGCGUGGGCUGCUCUCCUCGGAAUACCGCGCGCCGGAGGCCCCGCAGAUGCCGCGGACCCAACCCCCGGCCCAGGCUGUGUCCGAGGCGGACCGAGAUGUUGAGGUUCUCAACCACGUCCUGAGGGACCUGGAGCUCUUCAUGGGCCGGCUGCACACGGCCCUGGACUCGGCCAGCACGAAGAAGAAGAAGCAGAAGAAGAAGAAUUCAGCGCUGCCCCCGAAGGAGGAGUACACGGAUUUCUUCCAGAAGGCGAAAUACGCCCUCAACCUCGUGGGACGGUCCCACCCCUACGUGUCGGACCCCGACCCCGCCGAGCUGCUGCGCCUCAUCUUCUCGGCUCUGUCCUUCGUCCUGUCCCACUGCCCCAGCCCCGGGCUGGCCCCGGCGGUGGAGAGUCCGCUGCUGCUGCCGGAGACGCUGCAAUUCCUCGAGCAGAACCUGAGUGAUGACGACUACGGCGUCUGGAAGGGCCUCGGCACUGCCUGGAACAAGUCCAGGGCUGAGUACCCCAACAGCGACCUGGUGCCCGCCUACACCCCGGUGUUUUCGGACGGGUGGCUGCCGCCCGUGAUGGAGCAGGAGCGCCACAGGGACCGGCAGGACGCCCCACCGCCUGCCUCAGUUUCCCCAGCUCCCCUGCGCCAGCCUCCCCUGUCCCUGCCCCCCGCACCGCCCCCGGCCACCGGCUGGAGGGACAGCCCCAGCCAGGGACCCCCUCUCCCUGCCCAGGGGCUGGUCCGAGCCCUGUACGACUUCCAGGCCAGGAACUCGCAGGAGCUGAGCGUCAGGAAGGGGGACACGCUGCAGGUCUUGGACCAGCAGAGGAAGUGGUGGCUGGUGCAGGACGAGCGGGGGGACCGGGGACACGUCCCUGGCAACAUCCUGGAGCCCCUCCCGGAGCCGGGGCACGGCGCCACACAGGACGGCCCCCCCAGCCUGCACCCCGACUCCUCCCCGGCAGAGGUGACGGCCUGGCUGGCGGACAAGGGCUUCUCGCGGAUCACGGUGCGGACUUUGGGGGUGCUGGCGGGGCAGGAGCUGCUGCGGAUGAGCCCGGCCGAGCUGCGAGCUGUGUGUCCCGAGGAGUGGCGGAGGGUCCUCUUCAAGCUGUCCCCCAUCAGGACAUCCCUGGGGAUCGAUCCCAGGGACUGAGCCACCGAGGCCACGCUGAUGUCCCCAAAGUGUCACCGCCCCCGAUGGAGCACCAGGGAAGGGCUGGACUCGGGGGCAAACCCACCCCCCACAUCCUGCCUGGCCCCUGCAGACACAGAACCACGCCUUGAAAUUAGAGAACGUCCCCCCCAAAGCCACCAGUGAGUGACACGAGGCCCCUGGACUUGUCCCCACGCACUGGAGGGCUCCUGGCGACCCCCGCCCAAAGGAACUGGGGGGCAGGCACUCCCCUCGGGGGGCCAGGAGCUGGGAAAUGACUUUGCACCCA
Oenanthe melanoleuca is the source of this 2413-nucleotide messenger RNA. It is a transcript of the gene EPS8L3, whose product is annotated as EPS8 like 3. The transcript has 19 exons. Gene Ontology annotation, cellular component: plasma membrane; ruffle membrane; vesicle. Gene Ontology annotation, biological process: regulation of Rho protein signal transduction; Rho protein signal transduction; positive regulation of ruffle assembly. Gene Ontology annotation, molecular function: actin binding. The record is from RefSeq and is a predicted model, not a curated record. Bases 286 to 2124 code for a protein of 612 amino acids. NCBI's taxonomy places the organism in Eukaryota, Metazoa, Chordata, Aves, Passeriformes, Muscicapidae.